Molecule: messenger RNA, 1470 nt
Organism: Zymoseptoria tritici IPO323
Lineage: Eukaryota; Fungi; Ascomycota; Dothideomycetes; Mycosphaerellales; Mycosphaerellaceae
Exons: 3
Coding region: 1-1470 (489 amino acids)
Source: RefSeq, a predicted model, not a curated record
AUGUCUUCUCCGCCACUCCACACCGCCGAAGUCGCGCAAGUAUCCAACGUCGGGAACACCUCCAUCGACGAACCACCGCAAAAGAAGGGUCUACCACAAGCCGUUGAGAACAAGAACAUGGUCUCAAGCAAGAAGACGUCGCUUCAGCUGCCACCGCUCCUUCGACUUCCGCCUGAGCUGCGCAACCGCAUCUACUCUUUCAUCUUCCCAGCGCCGCCACCAGAGAUCUCUAAAACAUAUCCUCCGAACUUAGACUCAGGCGGAUACCACAAGAACUCGCACAAGAGCACGGGUUAUCUCUCCCAUGCGCUCCUCCAAGUCAACCGUCAACUCCGCCGCGAAACGUUCAAGAUCUUCUUCUCCGACUCCGUCUUCAUCUUCAACAACUUGAAGAAAUUGGUCAAGUGCCUCGAAGCAUUGCCUCGAGAGUCCGUGGAGGCCAUCAGAAACAUCCACCUAGACAUCCCAAGACUGGACAACAAACCGCCUAUGUCCGGACCCUACAACUCCAGACUUAUAUACCAGCAUGUCAUUGCGCAGCUACAGACCAAGCAGCAGCGGCGACUGGACGUUCUUCUGGCCAACUCGGGAGUGAAGGACUUGAGCAAGGACGCAGUGAAAAUCUGGUUUCAGACCGCUCUGGGCUUGGUCAUGCUGCGCUUCAGAGCCGACUGGAGAGCAGAAAUGUUGGCGCAGGAGGAAAGCAUUCACGAGACCAAGCUCGACGUGAAUAUGCCAAGCCAUUCGUUUGCCUCGCAAAACAAAUUCUUUCAGCUCUUCAGCUUUCUUCCUUUCCAACUUCACCUGAACAACAACAUCAAAAUCAGCGCUUCCAGCAACUCUCCAAACUCGAGCUGGCGCAAGAUGGCCUCAUCAUCACCACCGACCGGCACGAGCAAGUUCGAGCAAGUCUCCACAUUGCCGCCGCUCCUCCGCCUCCCGCCGGAAUUGCGCAAUCACAUUUACGCCUUCAUCUUUCCAGCUCCACCGGCAGACUCCUUUACGGAGUCCCCACCUCACCCGCUCCAUCAUCCCACCGGUACCGCCCAUCUGUUCCCUGCAAUCCUCCGCGUCAACCGUCAGAUCCGCCGCGAAGCCUUCGAAAUGGCCUUCUCAACCACCAUCUUCGAAUUCACAAAGUCGAGCGCCGUCAUCAGCUACCUUCGAACCUUACCUCGCGAGUUCGUGGAAGCCAUCGAGAACAUCCACCUAACCUACCCGGGCUGUGUGGAGAUUUUCGAUACCCAGAGAAAUAUGCACUUAGUGUGGAUCGAGGUCGCAAUGACGCAGUGUUUUGAGCUUCACACGCUGAGGGUCAUGCUCGACACAGGCGGUGUCGAGGGACUGAAGGAUGGCGUGGCGAAGGUCUGGGUUCAGGUUGGUGUCGAGGGUGGGUCGUGGACGGCGAAACCGAUGGGCUGCUUCCAAAAAGCUCAAAAUAGAAGGCUUGCGGGAGAACCACUGUCGUAG